AUGAGACCUCCUAGUCCUCUGCUGAUCCUCUUCUACAUCACUCUGUCCAGGAGCGUCAAGGUGGUCUCCAAAAGGGGCUCAGCUAGGGGCCCGUUGUUUUGGGAUUUCCGUAUAGAUCGUAUCUCCGGACAGCGCAUCGGAUCAAUCAAACCGCUCCCCCCAGAGUCCUUCACUCAAAUAUCGAUAGCGGUGGAGUCAAUAUUACCGCCCAGACUCGGGGUCAUAGGCGAUGGAGUGUCAGCUGCAGUUUGGGUCUUUAAUGGCCCUUUGAAAGGCUCCCGUGUCCGUCUGCGCUGGUAUGAAGCGUGUUAG
Molecule: messenger RNA, 312 nt
Organism: Knipowitschia caucasica
Lineage: Eukaryota; Metazoa; Chordata; Actinopteri; Gobiiformes; Gobiidae
Source: the annotation of a GenBank genome assembly